GAAUGAACUCUGCCCCGGAAGAGCAGGUUUGUUAUCACAUUGUGUGCUACUAACUGAAAUACAAGUUGGCAUUUGAGUCAUCUACCAGAUUUCAUAAGUGAACAUAAUGGAAUCUAUGAAAGGGAGAUCCUCCACGCGCUCUCGAGUAGCGAAACGCGAUCAACAUCCCAUACCGUCACAAAAAGAUGCCUAUGCCAGGCUGCUCAAUCAACACCAAAGCAUCAAAUUUCGAUCUUACCUGGAACAGUUUUCUCAGCCGACAUCCCUGAUACACGAUGAUGAGACCGGUCCGCAACGUCAACCCGCGUGCUUUCCAGGUGAUAAAAACAGGAGGACACGAGGACCACCUUUUAUUGAGUGUGCAGAUUCAAGUGACACCUCAGUACGUCAGAACAAAAAGGGAAAAUGUGUGGAGAAAUCCAUCAGACAAGAGCAGUCCCCUGUAGGCAGAAAGCUUAACCACGAAAACUGGAGCGAUGCGAUGUCCAAUCUAGAUGGAAUCGUAGAUUUAGAUGAAGGCAUUCACCAAGGGAGCAAACAGAAAGUUGAAGUCUUGAAUCACAGAGGAGGCUUACAGAGGCAUAAUACAGAGGAAGACACAGCCUUGGGCUCAAAAUGUAAUUCUCAGCAGCCUCUUGAAAAUGAUGCAAAGACCAGAAAGGACCUGAGCAAGAAAAAGGCAAAGAAAAAGAGUGCCUCUAAGGCUAAUGCAGAGAAUAAGCUGGAUGCAGCUCUCGGGUCAGAGAAUGAUUGUGGGGGUGAAGCAAACAUUACAACCCCUCUUAAAAACCAGAAACCACAAGGAUCAAAUGUGUGUUCUAAUGAAAAAGCUAAAAAGACUAGGGGAGGAAGAGGAGGCUCAAAAAAGAGGGUUUUCGAAGAAUACAUGAGUGUGCAGGACGUUUCGUCUGGCUUGAAGAGAGGAGAACUCAUUCAGGGGUCACUUAGAAUCAACCCUAGAAAAUUCCAGGAAGCAUUUGUUCCAUCUCCAGAUGGCACAGCAGAUAUAUUUCUGGAUGGAGUGGUGUCUCGCAACAGGGCCCUGACUGGUGAUGUCGUGGUGGUGCAGGUUCUCCCCCCUGAUCAGUGGAAGGUAUUAAAGUCAGAGGCAGAUGUUGACGGACUGAAUACUUCCCAAAGUGCGCCAGGACAGACACCGUUGAAGCUCAAAGGGACAAAGCCCUCCCCCACCCCUGAUGUCAUUGUAGAAGCUCAGUACAGUGGUGAUGAAGAGGGUUUGGCGCAGGGAGUUCGCAACAUCAGCCUUCAAGGAAAAGCUCCAGAUACCCCACUAAAAGUUGACCAUGACGGCAACUCACGGGCCUCUACUGAGCGAGUGCCCCAGAGGACGGGCAAGGUGGUUUACAUCGUGGAGCAGAAGCACUCGCGGGCAGCGUCGGGCUUCAUCAAGUUUCUCCCCGAUAAGAACUUUGCCAUGUUCGCCCCCGUGGACCAUCGUGUCCCUCGAGUGAACGUGCCGCUGGCGGACUGUCCGGCAGACUUCGCGUCCCGUCCAGGGGACUAUGCAAACACCCUGUUUAUCUGCCGGAUCACCCACUGGCCAGCAGAUAGCAACUUUGCUGAGGGACGCCUCUGCAAGACCCUGGGUCAGGCGGGAGAGAUCGAGCCAGAGACGGAGGGCAUCCUGAUGGAGUAUGACGUGGACUUCUCCGAGUUCUCCGAUGAGGUCUUGGCCUGUCUGCCCCAGGCUCUACCGUGGACCAUCCCACGUGAGGAGAUUGCCAAGAGGCGAGAUUUAAGAAAAGAAUGCAUUUUCACAAUUGACCCCGCUACUGCCAGAGAUCUAGACGAUGCCUUGUCCUGCAAGCAGCUACCCGAUGGGAACUUUGAGGUUGGAGUUCAUAUUGCAGAUGUCAGUUAUUUUGUUGAAGAGGGGAAUGCACUGGAUUUUAUUGCCAGUAGAAGAGCCACAAGUGUUUACUUGGUUCAGAAGGUGAUUCCUAUGUUGCCACGUCUUCUUUGUGAGGAGCUGUGUAGCCUUAACCCCCUGACGGAUCGACUCACUUUCUCCGUCAUAUGGAAGCUUUCUCCUGAGGGCAAGAUCUUGAGCGAGUGGUUCGGUCGCUCCGUGAUCCGCUCCUGCAUCAAGCUCAGCUACGACCACGCCCAGAGCAUGAUCGACGCCCCGGACAAGCUCUUCGCCGCCGAGGAGCUUCCGCCCUGCGACCCGGAGCACCCCGUCGACGAGAUCCACCGGGCCGUGCUGAACCUGCACGCCAUCGCCAAGCGGCUGAGAGCGCAGCGCUUCGAGGGAGGGGCCCUGCGGCUGGACCAGUUAAAACUGGCCUUCACUCUGGACCGAGAGUCUGGGAUGCCCCAGGGCUGUUACAUCUACCAGUACAGGGACAGCAACAAGCUGGUGGAGGAGUUCAUGCUGUUGGCCAACAUGGCCACGGCCCACCAGCUGUACCGCACCUUCCCUGAGCUGGCCCUCCUGCGGCGCCACCCGCCCCCCCAGACCAAGAUGAUCGACGACCUGCAGGAGUUCUGCGACCAGAUGGGGCUGAACAUCGACUUUGCCUCGGCCGGAGCCCUGCAUAAUAGUCUGCACGAGACCCUGGGCAGCGACGAGUACACCAGCGCCAGGAAGGAGGUCCUCACUAACAUGUGCUCCAGGCCCAUGCAGAUGGCGCUGUAUUUCUGCACAGGCGUGCUCAAGGACGAGACCCUCUUUCGCCACUACGCGCUGAACGUGCCCUUGUACACUCACUUCACGUCGCCCAUCAGACGCUACGCUGAUGUCAUUGUCCAUCGGCUUCUAGCGGCGUCUAUCGGGGCAGGCUCCCGCCUGGGUCUCACUAGUGAGGAGGUCCACAAACGGGCAACUCACUGCAACGACAAGAAGACGGCCUCAAAGAGGGUUCAGGAGCUAAGCAGCGAGCUAUUCUUCAGUGUCUUUGUUAAGGAGAGCGGUCCUUUGGAGUCUGAGGCCAUGGUGAUGGGAAUGCUUGACCAGUCCUUUGAUGUGCUGGUUCUGCGUUACGGAGUGCAGAAGAGGAUCUACUGCAAUGCUCUAGAGGGCCUUGAGAGCCAUCACUACAGAAAGGUGGGGAAGCGCCCGGAGAUGACCUUGGUGUGGGCAGCAGAGGACCCGACAAAGGGCCCCAUACGACAGGAGCUCUCUGUGUUCACUCUGAUUGACGUUCAGCUGAGGGCGGACAAAGUGCCAACGAAAUACAGUGCUGUGACGAAGAGACCUGAGCAAGACCCAUAAGUCUCUCUCUCUCUCACACACACACACACACACACACACACACACACACACACACCACCACCCCUCACACUCAUUGAAAUGGUGUACGCUUUUGUUUUUUUUGACUUGAGAUGAUUCGAGAGCCACAUUUGGUAGUGACUUUUUUUUAUUUACUGUUGGAUCUUUAAAUCCUUAUUUCCGAUCAUCAAAUAACCUUACAGACAUAUUUAUAGUGCCAGAAAAGGCCUGUUUUGCAGUUAUAAUGCAUUGAACAUUUUUAUUAAUGGAACUGACUUUUAAAUGAUUUUCCGUCAACAGAAAGAAUGGGAUGCAGUACUGAAUCAGCUUUAGUUAAAGCAACUAAAUACUGACCGACUGUAAUUACAAUUGUUUUUUAAUUGUGACACAGUUACUUUGGUUAAUACUCAACUAGACUCACCUCAUUUUUUUUAUUUGACUUCUUGGAGGAGUGAAAAUAUUUGUCUUUUAAAAGAUCUCUGUAGUGGUUUCAUCGUAAGCCAUUAACAUUUCUUCAUGUUUUUUAUUAUUAUUAUUCUUGCUUGAUGUUGGCCUUUUUCAGUGUUCUUUUCUAAGUUAAGUAUUAUUUUGCACAUUUAACCCUAGAACAUUAUGGUUAAACACACGCAAGAUAUGAUUUUUAACAUAGAUUUAUUUUCAGUUACAUACUUGUCUGUGUGUCUGUGUGUCUGUGUCUGUCUGUCUGUGUCUGUCUCUGUGUCUGUCUCUUUGUGUGUGUGUGUGUGGGUGUGGGUGUGUGUGUCUGUCUGUGUCUGUUUGCUCACUUGAGGAGAAUUCUCAAGCAUUUUUUUCUGCUUCCUUACAGUAAUACUUGAAGUUUUGAGUGUGCCUAUUUUAAAAUUGUUUUAUGAUUUUUAAUGUGAUGUGUGGUGUUUCUCUGGGAGUAUAAAGCUAACAUGUAAUGAUAUAUUCAGCUGCCGUACAGUGUUUACAGUUUUAAGCAAUAAUUGCAAAUAUCUACUUUCAAACAAGAGUAGGAUUUUGUAGUAGCUUAAGUGUAAUAAUACUAGUAAACAAAACAUUCUCCCGUGACAAAAAAGGUAACAUUUUUACUUUUUCUUUUUAAUUUUGUGUCAAAGUUUUAUUUUGUUUUAUUGUAAGCCUGCAUAGUUGAUUAAUUUUAAUAUACUUGACUGUGGGAUUGUUUGGCUGGGACCAAGGUAGGCCUCUUGAUAAUUGGAACACAAAAACGAGCUUACUGUAUGUGGGCUUUAAUGAGAUGUGAAGGCUGAAGUAAGUGCACUUUCUCUAUGUGAUGCUGCUUUUACACUGGAGACUACAGUAACUAAAGCUUUAUGGGCCACAGGUUUGGGCAUACCCCUAAUACAUGUUAAGCUACCUGUGGUAUUUAUGGAAAUGCAAUCUAUUUGGCCCUAACUUCGUGAUGAAUUAAAGAGCCUUCUACAUCUAAA
Messenger RNA from Sardina pilchardus (European sardine), 4665 nucleotides. RefSeq names its product DIS3 like 3'-5' exoribonuclease 2 (gene dis3l2). Gene Ontology annotation, biological process: miRNA catabolic process. Gene Ontology annotation, molecular function: RNA binding; 3'-5'-RNA exonuclease activity. The transcript is spliced from 21 exons. Bases 107 to 3235 code for a protein of 1042 amino acids. Gene Ontology annotation, cellular component: P-body. NCBI's taxonomy places the organism in Eukaryota, Metazoa, Chordata, Actinopteri, Clupeiformes, Clupeidae. The record is from RefSeq and is a predicted model, not a curated record.